UUGUUCUCUGAGCUGGAUGGUUUGAUCGUGGAGCUUUCAUCGGAAGAAGUGAAGAAACUCGACAGGAAAUAAGACAAACCAUAGUACCGCUAACUCGGCGGAGGAAAGGGAACACUCAACUGACCUCACAUGAACAAAAAGCCUUAAAGAAACUCAGGACUAGAGAAGAUAUUGUCAUAGUCCCAGUGGACAAAGGACGCACUACGGUGAUUAUGGACAGGGAAUAAUAUGUUAGGAAAGCCGAGGAACUGCUUGAGCAUAAGAACGUAUACAAAUCAAUGGACACAUAUCCAGUCAAAAGUUUAGACAAUCAAGUCUCAAGGACUUUAAACAAGCUUGUCAAAGCAAGAUCAAUCGGGAAUGAAAUCCAGUGGUUCAGUACUCCCUCGAUUAUACGGUAAGCCGAGAAUACAUAAACCAAUCAUCCCACUACGUCCAAUUGUAUCACUUCCCGGAACCCCAACAUACAAUUUGUCAUGAGAAAAUUCACCGAUACUGAAACAUUCAGUGGUUUCAUCCAACCACUCCAUCAAUUCUCCCAUACAAUUCCCGGAUAAGCCUAAGGAUAUUCAAGUCAACAAUUUAGAACUGAUGAUAUCCGUCGCUGUAAUAGCUUUACUCACCUCAGUUGAACCAAGCUUAGCAAUGGAAACUAUCCCUGCUUUCCACCAACGACACAAAUCUGCCAAAGUACACGAAGCUCCAAAGUCAAAGUUUACUAAGACUCAUAGAUUUAUGCUCAACAACAUACUUCUAAUUCAACAACUAAAUCUACGGACAAACGAAAGGAAAACCGAUGGGAUCACCAAUAUCAGGACUUACUGUAGAAGCAACGAUCAAUAGACUGGAAACCUCGAUCUUACCAGUGAUCAAGCCAAUAAUUUGGAUUCGUUAUGUGGACGACACAUUCGUCAUUGUCAAAAAGGACGAGCUGGGAAACACCUUCAAACUGAUCAACGACGUCUUCGACGACAUAAAGUUCACGAUAAAACAGGAGCCAAACAAAAAACUAUCAUUCUUGAAUGCGUUAAUCACCAGAACCGACACAGGAAAACUAGAGACUCAAGUUUAUCUGAAGCCUACGCACACAGAUCGAAUUCUCAAUUCCAGUAGCAACAACCCAAGAACUCACAAAAUCAUCUGCGUACAAGCUUUAUUCAAGAACGCGGGGACACACUUGCAACGCGAAAAAAUAAAAAAUACCUGAUUUCCACCUUUCAAAAGAACGGCUAUCGAAUCAGUUUCGUCAAAAAUAUCAGCCAAAGGCAUCAUCAGAAACAAAGUCAAGUACAGAAACUAACAAACAGAUCAUCUUACCAUAUACAAAAGGCAUAUUAGAAAUUACAACGAGAUUGUUGAAGUUUCUUGGAAUAGGUGUCGCAGACAAACAACGAAAUCACUUCAAUCAAUCCUAUUGAAACCAAAGGAUGAAAUGACGAUAGAAGAAAAACCGAACAUCUACAAAAUAAAUUGUUCCAACUGCGAAAUACACUACAUCGGACGAAGUGUAUGUUCCCUUUAUCUUCGCCUGCAUGAACAUCAAUUCGUGGUCAAACGCCAUGACAUAUCCUCGCUUACAUCAAUGCAUGUGGACACACAUUCGACUGGAAGAAUGUGGGGAUCUUGGAUAGAGGCAAUUCUAAAAACACUAGAGAAUUUUUAGAAGCUUGGCACUCAGGUUAAUCAGCAAUCAACAAACACAUUUAAAUCGACCCAAUUUAUCAACCAAUCAGAAAAAUUAUGAACAAAUAUAGGACCAAAAAUCAAACCAAUGGGAGGUACAACCAAAAUAAAGAAAUAAACAAUGACAGACUAAAGGUCAAUAAGAACCAAUCAACAUCGAGGUCUACUGGGCAAGCUGUCAGCCAUAUGUAGAGAAAUUUGAACACUUCACUUCUACUUGAAGUUCGUGCUGAUGAUGUCGUUCAGAAGAACCAUGAAAGCACCACAAACAAAUCAUCCAGCUCAGAGAACAAAACUCCACCAAAAUCACCCACAUGAGCUACAAAUCUUCAUCUCAAAUUUAUGUACAUAUAAUUCCGCACUCAAACAUUCAAAGUUACUACGACGAAAUAAUUGUAUCUAUAUUACUCAAUUACUUCAACGAAUUAGAUUUCAGGAAACAAAAUGACUAACUUGGCGAAUAUUUAUUAGGAAAUUAAUGUUAUUUGUUUAAUCAGAACAAUAUAACUCUAGUUACUUGUUAGUCAAUAUAUGAAUAAGCAAAGAAAAAAUUUCACAAGUAACUAACAUUCAGUUACACUUCCCCUUGUAACGACGAUGUCCCCAUAAAAUAUUGUCUAACAUGGACCCCAGAUUGUAGACAUCAGUUUAUAUGUAUAUUAUUUAAAUUACUGAAAGAUGCUAAAACUGUUUUAACUGAACAGUACAUUUACAUAAGGCAUAACCACUUGUAUUUGUGUUUUAAAGUACAUUCAAAAAAUCGUUAUAUUUAGUGGAAGUCAUCAAAUAACUGAUCACGUGAUAGGGUCAUUCGUAAAAUAAGAGACAUAAGAAAAGAAACACUUAAUCUAUUCUUAUUGGUUUGUUAGACAUUUUCGAUAGUAUAUUUAUGAAACUAUAGAGACAAAAGUUUUUAAAGAAGUGAUUUUUCCACUACGUGAACGUGUAUUUCAACGUUUUUCACUUAGUUUUACAUGUUUCCCUUCAUUUUACACUAUGACGGAUUCUUCAAAUGUUUUCAAUAAUUUCGAUAAUAAACCUGAGUUCCUAACACUCAUAAAAUCGAUUAUAAAGAAGGAUGAUGCAAAUCGAUUGCUAGCAGUAUUAAAUAAUCUUAGUCAAGAUACCGCUACUUUAAAUACCACUGACAAUAAUAAAUGUAACGAAAUAGAAAACAAACUGUUUGAUUUUGAGCAUACAGUUCUUGGAUAUGAAAACUUAUUGCAUCUUGCAGUUUUAUAUCAUGCUUCCGCUUGUAUUCAAAUCUUAAUCAAUCCACCAUAUAUGUGGAGUCCAUAUUACGUGAAUAAAAAUGGGGAAAGUGCUAUGCAACUAGCUGAACAACAAGGAUGUUUUAAAUUGCAAUAUAUAAUGGCAGCAAAUUCACCAGAAAAUUUUUUUGUUACUCCUGAAUUCUCACUCCGAUCAGUUUCGUCGCUUUUAAUUUAUCCACAAGCAUUUAUUACAGAACCAUUUUCUUAUAGUGAGCUUUUCAAUUGGAGUAACUAUGAUGUUAUGCCUGGUAGUGCAGUUGAAUACCUGAACAACAGAAUAAUUGGUCAAUAUAGAUCAGUUCAUAAUUUAUCAUUACUUUUUGAAUUGAUAAUUGCAACUCCAGAAAUUUGUCCUACAAUAUUAUCAGAUAUAAAUGAAAUACGUAAAAUAUUAAAUGAUAUUAAGAAAUAUUAUGAAAAUUAUAAUAGAACAUUAGAUGAUAAAUGCCGAUAUGCUAUGGAACUGCAUUUUUUAACUAUUUUUUCUGAACAUAUGACAGUAACUCAUAAAUGGGAAGAAAUAUGGAAUAGAUUAUUUUAUACGUGGUUAUUUUAUCGUACAGUAAUUAAAAAUAAAAAGAAUAUCAAAUGGAAUGACAUCAAUACUUACAUGUACAUUCAACAACCAUUUGAAUUACAAGCUAUUUGUCGUAUUUCAUUGAGAAGAUAUGCAGUAAAACAAACAGAUUGAUAACUACAUAUUUGUCUUUAUAAAAAUGUGAACCAGUUCGUGAGUUGUUACACUCCUUGACUUCCAAGUGCUGAUUCAUAUUUACAAGGAUAGAUUUUUUGUAUAAAAAUCACCAUUAUGGAUACAAAACCUGACAAUAUUCGAACACAGCUGGUCUAAAAAACCUAAAAUGAACAUCAAUGUUAGUUGAUGAGAAAUUGUGCUCAAAUUACAAAUUCAUCUUUGCUCAUGACUAUAGUUGCUUCUCAUUAUUUUAAGAUAUCUGCAUAAUGAUAAUUUAAUAUAUUGUAAGGAAACAAAUGUUAAUGAACAACUACAGCAGCGAGUCAAUUUAUACUUUUUUUUCAAGAACAAAUCAUAUUCACUAUUGCACUUAUGUAGAAUAAUUUGGACUAAGUAAUAUCUCAAAUAUUGAUGUGUGAAAGUAAAUUUUGCUAGGAUUAUUCAUCAAGUUGUACAUGUGCUGUCAUAAUAUAUAAAUUAUUUUCUUUUUGAAAAAUUACUUUCAUCAGGUGUCAACUACGCUUAUUUCGUUAAACAUUUGGACUUACCAAUACACUUGGAAAAUUACCUACUCUAUAGUGAAUACUGGUAUCUUUGAAAAUUCAGAAACCAAAGUCAUACUAACACAUAAAAAAUUAUAUUCACAGAUAUCCUUGAAUUUUGUACAUGUUUCAUACUGACAUACACAAUGUAAAUACCGAUUAAUCUCUAAAGUAACAUUCAUGAAGGGUUAUUUUUUAAGCAAACUAAUGCAUUACUACUAAUUUUAAACCACAUGGUAAGCUACUCAAUUCUGUUUUAAAGACGUAACAGCCUGAAUUCGUGUUUGAAUAAAUUUCAAUAAACUGUCAAAGUAAAGGAUAUCCAAAGCCCGCUUCGACAGUUUGAAUAAAUGUUUGUCAGAACCCCUAAUUUAAAAUCAGUCACAAAAUUGGGACCAGAAUAAUUCACUCGAACUGAAGAAAUCAUAAAACUACCUAACUGAUUCUAAAAGCUGUGGCGACUUUUCGUGUUAGGUUAAAUCAAAAUAUGAUAGUAAAACUGUUUGAAAUAACUGCUAAUAGUUAUCCUUCAAAAAUCACUAUCACCUGGGACGGGACUGGAAAUCCAUGAUUAUUGAACAGUUCUUACAGUCAGAAUUUAUGGGCCAACAUAUGGGAAAAUUUUCCAAUACUGAUAAUUGUAUUAGUUCAUAAUGGGAAUGAAGCUUAAUUAAGUUCUUAUCCGAUGAUCAACAACACUUCGACGAUAUAUCAGCCUAAACUGCCUUACAAAUUAUAUAAACGAACUCUAAUUUGCUGCUAUCAAUGUUUUAUAAGUAGCCAAUAGUUAACAUUUACUAGUCGAAUGCUAUUUUGAACGAUAUCACUCAAUGAAUCUCCACACUACUAACAGUACAAUAUUCUAAUGGAUGAUAUAA
Messenger RNA from Schistosoma curassoni, 5071 nucleotides. Lineage: Eukaryota; Metazoa; Platyhelminthes; Trematoda; Strigeidida; Schistosomatidae. The record is from the annotation of a GenBank genome assembly.